GGUUGAGUUAGAUAGAGUCCACUAACACGAAGCAGUAAUUUAUUUAAUUAUUUAAAUUCCUUUGGGUUGUAGUAGUAGUAGUAGUUAAAGAGAAAUGGAGGAAGCGAAUCCGAACUUGUUGAUUUCGAAGUUGAGCGAGGAAGUGAGCGGUCACGUGCAGGUGGUAUGGGAAAUGGUGAAGGUGCCGUUGGUGGUGCCUCUGUUGAAGCUUUGGGUGUACGUGUGCAUGGGAAUGGCCAUCAUGCUCUUCGUGGAGAGGGUGUACAUGGGCGUCGUAAUCGUGCUCGUCAAACUCUUCUGGAAGAAACCCGAACACCGUUACAACUACAACCCCCUCCAAGACGACGUCGAAUCGGGCUCCUCCAAUUACCCCAUCGUUCUCAUCCAAAUCCCAAUGUUCAACGAAAAAGAGGUUUACAAGGUGUCCAUUGGAGCAGCUUGUGGGCUUUCGUGGCCCACUGACCGUCUCGUUAUCCAAGUCCUCGACGAUUCUACUGAUCCUGUCGUUAAGGAAAUGGUGGAGCGAGAGUGUGAGAGAUGGGCGAGUAAAGGCAUAAACAUAACGUACCAGGUAAGGGAGAACAGAACGGGGUACAAAGCGGGUGCGUUGAAAGAAGGAUUGAAACGAAGCUAUGUGAAGCAAUGCGAGUACGUGGCCAUUUUCGAUGCCGAUUUCAGGCCCGACCCAAACUUCCUCAGGCGAGGCAUUCCCUUCUUGGAGGGUAACCCUCAGAUUGCUCUCGUUCAAGGUCGUUGGAGAUUUGUUAAUGCAGAUGAGUGCUUGUUGACAAGAAUGCAAGAGAUGUCACUGGAUUAUCAUUUCACAGUAGAGCAAGAAGUUGGGUCAGCCACUCAUGCUUUCUUUGGUUUCAAUGGGACAGCGGGUAUAUGGAGAAUUGCUGCUAUUGACGAAGCUGGUGGGUGGAAAGAUAGAACAACGGUGGAGGACAUGGAUCUCGCUGUUCGUGCCAGUCUUAGGGGCUGGAAAUUUGUUUACCUUGGAGACCUCCAGGCAAAAAGUGAGCUUCCCAGUACUCUUAGAGCCUUCCGCUUCCAGCAGCAUCGAUGGUCUUGUGGUCCUGCUAAUCUAUUCCGCAAAAUGGUGAUGGAGAUAGCAAGGAACAAGAACGUAAACUUUUGGAAGAAAGUUUAUGUUAUAUACAGCUUCUUCUUAGUUCGAAAAAUCGUAGCCCACAUGGUCACCUUCAUCUUCUACUGUGUCGUUCUUCCCUUAACAAUUUUGGUCCCUGAGGUGCAUGUUCCAAUAUGGGCUGCUGUUUAUAUUCCUUCCAUCAUCACCACCCUCAAUUCAGUUGGAACUCCAAGGUCCAUUCACCUGUUGUUCUACUGGAUCCUCUUUGAGAAUGUGAUGUCAUUGCACCGUACAAAGGCAACCUUGAUCGGUCUGCUAGAAGCCGGGAGCGCCAAUGAGUGGAUCGUUACUGAAAAACUUGGCGACUCUGUCAAUAAUAGUAAGACCAAGAACAAGACCAAUUUCAUCAAAGCAAUCAGAAAAACUCGAUCCAAAUUUGGUGAAAGACUUAAUCUAUUGGAGCUUGGAUUUGCUGCCUUCCUCUUCCUCUGUGGAUGCUAUGACUUCAUGUACGGCAAGAACAACUACUUUGUGUACCUCUUCCUUCAGACCAUAACCUUCUUAGUCGUAGGAUUUGGCUAUAUUGGCACCAUUGUCUAGUACUUGUUGUGACAAAAUCUUCAGCGAUUUAAGUUUCAGACUGUUGAGUACAUAACUAGUUUCUCUUCUCAAUAAAAUUUAUUAAGAUUUCUUCAAGCAAUAUAGUGUUGUUCCAAAUCUAGAACAACUUAGAGCAGAUUAUUUUCAU
This is a messenger RNA of Cajanus cajan (pigeon pea), 1841 nucleotides long. RefSeq names its product glucomannan 4-beta-mannosyltransferase 2. NCBI's taxonomy places the organism in Eukaryota, Viridiplantae, Streptophyta, Magnoliopsida, Fabales, Fabaceae. The record is from RefSeq and is a predicted model, not a curated record. Gene Ontology annotation, cellular component: Golgi apparatus. Gene Ontology annotation, molecular function: mannan synthase activity.